This is a messenger RNA of Mercenaria mercenaria, 2118 nucleotides long. RefSeq lists its product as uncharacterized. Bases 1 to 2118 code for a protein of 705 amino acids. The record is from RefSeq and is a predicted model, not a curated record. The transcript has a single exon. Lineage: Eukaryota; Metazoa; Mollusca; Bivalvia; Venerida; Veneridae.
AUGCUGGCCAACAACUACGUUGGCACCUCAGUGCAAAAGGGAGGCAUACCUGGUUUUUCUGGGUGUGUCGAACACACAAGCGCUCUGACCCAGCUGCUGCACGAGGCAAGAAUCAACCAGAGAGACUUAACAGUAAUAUGGCUGGACUUGGCUAAUGCAUAUGGAUCUAUACCCCACCGUCUUACUGAUGCGGCACUGACACACUACCACAUCCCGGAACAUGUUCGCAAGCUAGUCACCAAUUAUCUCAGCAACAUACAGAUGAGGUUCUCCUGUGACAGCUUUACAACUUCAUGGAUCCAGUUGGAAAAGGGUAUAGUCACAGGCUGCACAAUCUCUGUUGUCUUAUUUGUGAUGGGCAUGAAUAUGAUCAUAAAGGCAGCAGAAAGGGAGUCUAGGGGUCCCAAAACAAGCUCUGGAAUUCGUCUACCUUCAAACAGGGGAUUUAUGGAUGACAUGACAGUCACCACUGAGACACAUGUCCAAGCAAGGUGGAUUCUGAGAGCUCUGGAUGAGACUGCCACAUGGGCCCAUAUGACUUUCAAACCAAAGAAAUCCAGAUGCUUAGUGAUAAGGAAGGGGAAAGUCACUGAUAGAUUCAAACUCGAAAUACAGGGGGAAGAAAUCCCAUCCCUGGUCAACAACCCUAUCAAGUGCCUUGGCAAGUGGUUUGAUUCUACACUCACCGACAAGGGUAGUCAAGAGAGACUGAGGGAGCAGGUACACGAUGGUCUCCAGAAGAUAAGCAAGACUGAGCUUCCUGGGAAAUUCAAAGCCUGGAUGUUCCAGCAUGGUCUGCUUCCAAGACUUGUAUGGCCACUCAUGGUGUAUGAAGUACCAAUCAGCCUAAUCGAGACGCUAGAGCAAACUGUUAGCAAGUAUCUCAAAAGAUGGCUCGGCUUACCACCAUCUUUUACCAACAUUGGGUUGUAUGGCAAGUGGACAAAACUCCAGUUGCCAUUAACUGCGCUAACAGAGGAGUACAAGGUGACAAAAGCAAGACUCCUGCUCACCCUGAGGGAUUCCGCAGAUGAGAAGAUCAGUAAAGCGGACAUAGAUGUCAGAACAGGAAGAAAGUGGUCCGUACAGCAAGCAGUUGACCAGGCUGAAGCUAAUCUAAGGCACAGGGACACAGUUGGUACAACGAACAUCGGGACAGAAGGGUUUGGACAAAGACAUCAGCAACGCUGGGAACAGGCAAACAGGCUGGAAAAAAGGUCCAUGGUUCAGAAAGAGAUUCGGAGAAGUGAGGAUCAAGCCAGGUCUGCAAGAUCCGUGCAGAUGCCAGUGCAGUGUGCAUGGACAAAAUGGACCGUUCCAGAAAGAACACUUACCUGGCAGGAGUUGUGGAAGUAUGAACCACUUCAACUCAGCUUCUUUCUUCGGUCAGUGUAUGACCUACUUCCAACACCAGCAAAUCUCCACAGGUGGAAGCUUGCAGAUGACCAAAACUGCCCACUGUGCAAUGGAAGGGGCAGCCUCCAGCACACUCUCUCAUCUUGUAAAACUGCGUUGACACAGGGACGUUACCGCUGGCGCCAUGACCAAGUCUUGCGCGAGCUGGCACAUACCUUGGAAAGGGAGAGAAAGAAACCACGAACUCCCAAGAAAGGACCCCAGUUCAUCCCAUUUGUUAAGGAAGGAGGGAAGAAGACCACAACCACUAGCACAUCUGGCUUGCUAGAUGAGGCCAGAAGUUGGGAAAUGCGUGUGGAUCUGGGAAGGAAGCUGGUGUUUCCAAACAUCAUACAAACAAACCUACGUCCAGACAUUGUGCUGUGGUCACAGUCUCCAAAGAAGGUGAUACUGGUGGAACUGACUGUGCCCUGGGAGGAGAGAACAGCAGAAGCGUAUGAACGCAAGUCAGCCAAGUACCAAGACCUGGCAGAUGCCUGCAACGUAGCGGGAUGGAAAACACAUCUAUUCCCGGUAGAAGUCGGCAGCAGAGGAUUCCCAGCCCAAUCACUAUGGAGAAUGCUUGGCGCAUUGGGCAUCAAAGGGAAAGUAAGGAAAGCCACAGCCCAUGCAGUAGGAAAAGCUGCCGAGAGAGCGUCCAGUUGGCUCUGGUUACGCCGAAAUGAUAAGGAAUGGCAGCCAUCGCAGACAAGCAGUGCCUGA